Nezara viridula (southern green stink bug) is the source of this 384-nucleotide messenger RNA. The record is from the annotation of a GenBank genome assembly. NCBI's taxonomy places the organism in Eukaryota, Metazoa, Arthropoda, Insecta, Hemiptera, Pentatomidae.
AUGCGACAUGAUAGAAUUCGGAACACCACCAUACUGACUGGCCUCAAAGUUAAACCGGCCAAGACCGUCCCAGAGGAGCACAACGUAAGAUUAUUCGAAUGUCUCCUUAGGAUGGGAUCAAGAAAGAACCAUCAAGAUGAUCUACGAGGCCCAUUUGGAGGGAAGGAGACAGUAUGCGAGAGGCAUUCAGAAGCCAAGUAUUACAAGUUUUCUUGUAUCUGUAAUCAAAUCAAGGGUCAAGAGUCGAGAGUCGUUAUCAAGAGUCAAAGAGUCGUUAUCAAGAGGAAUCCUGAUCAGGAAGAUCCAAGUGUCCCGCAUUCGCCAGAUCCUCGAAAAAAGUCAGAAAUAUCAAUUCACUACCCACCAUCUGUUCUUAGACUUUAA